ACACUGCCGUGUAUAACGAGUCUAUAUCUUUCUCUCGCUCGCUCUUAUAAAGAAGGGGCGAAAAACUCGGAGUCGAAGCAGCAACACACACAGACACACGUAUAUACACAGAGAGCAGGGCAGCGGCAGCGAUCGAGAAAAGAGAGUGAGUGUCUCUCUGUCGAGCAGUGCCUAUGCGGCCUCCAAAGCGAUCGCCACGUUCGCCACUCCGCUCGUUCUCCGCUGCCACUACUACUGCCUUUCUAUUAGCAGCUUGUGUUGUUGUAUAUAAUACAUUGUGUGAAGUUAUCGGUCGUAAACGAGGCGCGUUAGACAGGCGCAUCUUCGUUCGAGAGUGAAAGUGUUGCUUUUGGCAUUGUAAUUACAAAAUUUAACGCGUAAUAUAUUUCGCGCACACGCGUCAUAUUUACGAAAUGAAGAUAUAACGACAACACCGGCUCGGCUGUAGCUGACAGUGUGCUCUGCUGCACAGUGCGCGACUCGUGCGUUAUUGUGAUUCUCCAUCGUACACACACACACACCUCGUCGUCGAAUAGAGGCAUGUCGAUCGAGUGUCGUUGUCGCUGUUCUCGUUCGUUGUUGUUCGUGUUGUUAUAGUGUGCAAAGAGCGAGAAAGAAAAAUCGCCGACCAAAAAUUUGAGAAAGGAAAAAGCAGCAGCGAGAGGAAAAAAUGACGUGCAAAAGUCGUAAGGCGUUGUCUUGGUCGAUCGGCGCGACGCUGAUGCUGUUGCUGAUCGUCGUCGGCCAGGUAGCCGAUGUAGCCGCCGCCGCCGCCGCGACGACGACGACGUCCGAUCGACGCGUCACUUGGAUGCGCGCCCAGGGCAUCUGCACCAAGCGCGACUGCGACUGCACCAUCAAUCCGCAAAAGUUGAUCUUCAUCAAGUGCACCUUCGGCGAUCAGAACUACGCCAUCGGACCAGGCUCGAUACCCGAGAACACGGCCGAGCUCGAGAUCUCGAAUCUCUACGACUUCAAGAUACGAGCCAACGCGUUCGUCAACAGCGCCAAGCUCACCCGCGUCCACCUCGCCGACAUCAAAUCUCUGCACAUCGAGAAGCAGGCCUUUCACAAUCUGAGCUCGGUGGACGCUCGACUGCAGCUCAGCGGCUGCAAGGAGUGCGAUCUGACCAUCGACAGUCAGGCGUUCAAGAACGCCCGAAGUCCGCUGACGAUCGACAUAGAGAGAUACAGACUGGUGGACAUCAAGCCCAACGCCUUCUCCUGGUUGAAAGAGAUCGGCGUGAGGGACGUGCAGAAUCUGCGCCUGUCCAGCAACGCGUUCAAAUUCGAGGCUGCCCAGCUCGCCGAGGAUGGACCAACGACCAAGAUUAUGUUCCAAGGCAUCUCGAACAUCCAAGAGCUACCCACCGCGGUGUUCCCUUCGACUCUGGCAGAGAUCCGCAUGGACAACGUGAGGAUAUCUUACUCGAUUCGCAAGGACGCCUUCUGCGCCAUGAACAUCAUGAAGGUGACCGUGAGCAACUCGUCGAUCUACGAGAUCGAGUCGGGGGCCUUCAGCGACCGAACGCUCAUUGGGAGCUUGGAAUUCGUCGACGUCAAGAUAGACAUCGUGAGAAACGAAGCUUUCCAGGCUGGAGCCAACGCUCUGCUCAUUGACCACUCCGAAAUCCAAAACAUGGAGAAAAACGCCAUCGUGAUGACGGUGGCGACGGCCACGCUGAGCUACACCAAGUUCUGCGACCUGCGCUACGGCUCGAUCGUCUUCCACCAAUGGAAUCGCAUCUACAUCGACAACAACAGCUUCUAUCGCAUCGCCGCGGACUCGAUCCACGCCGUGUUCGACGUGGCCAAAGCCUCGAGCCUCGAGUUCUCCUUCUCGGGCAAUUACAUCGGCGAGGCCGAGCCCAACUCGCUCUCGUUCGUCGGCAUUGCGCAGACCGUCAGCGUGGCGCGCGUCGGCAGCAAUCGCUUCAAUCGCAGCUGCUACUGCAACAUCGAGUCCUGGGUGAGGGAGCGGGUGGGCAGCAACGCCUCCGUCACCUGGAUCAUGGACUCGAGCUACUGCACCGUCGACAAGUUCCUCAGCAACUGCUACGAUCUGCCCGACAGCUAUCUCGGCAUGAGGAAUUACACGCAGACCAUCUGCACGCCCAGCGACAACAUCAAGUGCAACGAGGAGCCCGUCAACACGCACGCGAGCUCGGCCGCGGCGAGUCCGCCCAGCAUCGGGCCCCACCAGUAUCCCAAGCGCAAGGGCUUCUUCGACGUGGAGAUGAGCGACCCGGAGCAGCUCGAGCGCGAGAAGCGCAUCAUCAUCGUCGCCUGCAUCGUCGCCGUGUUCUCCCUCGUCCUCAUGAUCUUUGUCUUCGUCGCGCUGUACAUGCGCAGGCGCGGCGUCUGUCCCAAGUUGAGCUCGGGCCCGCUGAAUCCCAACACGUGGUUCGAGCCGACCAGCGGAAUGACCGCGGCGACCUCCGUGUCUCGUCUGAGCGUCCACGAGUACACCGGUCUGCAGCCAGAGACUCGGAUACUCGACAUGACCUCGCACGAGGAUCCGGAGGUCGACCUCGAGGCCGCCGCCGAAUCCAGCCACAGCUAUUCUUACCAGGAGAGCAAAGCGACUCAAACCUUGCCGGAGGAAUUGACCGAGGAGUAUCUCAGGGAGCUCAAGGAGCAGCUCAACGAUCCGCAAAACUACGCCCAAGCCAAGGGCAUGAUCGAGCAUCUCUACGACUUGAUCAAGGUCGAGGAGAGUUGCAACAACAAUAAUAACAAUAAAACCAACGCGGAGAACGGCGAGUCGUAUCACAACAACACGUCGAGGCAGAUAAGGAGAGACGCGUCCUUCGCCGGGCGACAGCCAUCCGUCACCGUGGGCACCAAAGUCCCAUCCCUCGACAAACUGAUCACGCCGAGCGUGGCUCGAUCGGCCAAGCCGGAACUAGCCGACUAUUGCGAGCCUCAAGACCGGCAGAUGGCCGAUCAGAAUCACCUGUACGCCGAAUUACCCGGCGACGACACGGUGCCCAGCACCAGCAGACUGUCCGAGCCGAUGCUGGCCUCGCUGGCCGGCCGAGCACCCCUGCCACUGCCGCCUGAUGUAAUCAACGACCUCAGCACCGAGUCCAACGGCGGCCUAGUCUACGGCAUCGAGGCGGACGAGAGCCGAUCGCUGCACAGCUCGCAGGAAAACAACACGACGAGCACGCCCAAGACCACGGACGGCAGGCGACCCAUGAGCUUCUUCAAGGCCCUGGGCGACACUUUCGCGGGACCGAAAAAAGUCAACGGCCGAAGGCCGAACUCGCUGCUGAGCGAGUACGCCGAUCCGUCGGACGUGACGUUACACCUGUACUCCGAGCUGCCGGACUCGAGGCAGUUAUCCAGCGGCGGCAGACCAGCCGGCACCACGAUGAAAAUGGUCAAUAGGCCGUUACCGACGAAACCCGAUCAGUAUGAAUCCGAGCCGAUGACCGUGAGAUCGUAGUGGUGGUAGCAGUGGUCGCCUCGCGUUAGACUAAUAUUAUAUACGAUCGGCGAGAACCCGAAUUUAUACUCCGACGAGAUUUCCCCAUAUAGUGCCAGUGAAGUUAAUAUUGUACGUAUAUGUAACUUUUCGGACAGACUGUUUCCCAUGUGAUUGUACAUUAUGUAAAAUUUUUGCCGGUAUCAAAUGCCGCCUAUACAGCGUGUGUAUAUGAUUUUAUACACGAAUAAGAGAAUUUUUUAAUAUUAAGGAUUAUUAAUUGCCUAGUUAAAUGAAUAUUAUAUGGGCGUGUACGGUGUAAGCUUAAAUAAUCGACGACUUGUAUAAUAUAUAUAAAUGAACCCACGCCCGUCACUGUGAUAUCGUAUCGUCGAUCGAUAAUUUAUACGAUUAUUCUUUUAAUUAUUAUUAUUAUUAUUAUUAUUAUUAUUAUAAAUGCAUGUGGUCGUACACGUACGCUACGAAGUGAAUUAGAAAUGCAUGUUGCGAAAGUGAGAAUUUUUUUUGUAUUUUAUUUGAAAAAUGAUCGCCGCGCAUUGCGCGUAAAGUACCUACUACUAUAACUUGUAUAAAUUGAAGAGAAAAAAAUUAAUCCAGCUAAAAUAUAAUGAGUCAUAAGUGUUCCAGCUUGAUAAUUCAACGAUGUACUUUAGCCUACGAUUAAUAAUUUAUUUUGAGCAAUUAUCAAAUCUUACGUAACACGAUAUUGUAUCAUAAUUGUAUAUGAAUUAUUUAACGUUGCGAUCGAGCAACAAACUGUUACAUUCUAAUACAUAGAAAGAUUAUAAGCUUUGCCUGAUAUAUGUAAUAUAUUAUUUUAUAAAACGAUAAAUACCAUAUUAUUGUUUCGAUGGACGCAAUUAAACGUACUAUUCAAAACUAA
Trichogramma pretiosum is the source of this 4334-nucleotide messenger RNA. RefSeq lists its product as uncharacterized. Lineage: Eukaryota; Metazoa; Arthropoda; Insecta; Hymenoptera; Trichogrammatidae. The record is from RefSeq and is a predicted model, not a curated record. The transcript is spliced from 4 exons. Bases 671 to 3451 code for a protein of 926 amino acids.